Chaetura pelagica (chimney swift) is the source of this 548-nucleotide messenger RNA. It is a transcript of the gene MCFD2, whose product is annotated as multiple coagulation factor deficiency 2. The coding region runs from base 1 to 435 and encodes 144 amino acids. Gene Ontology annotation, molecular function: calcium ion binding. NCBI's taxonomy places the organism in Eukaryota, Metazoa, Chordata, Aves, Apodiformes, Apodidae. The transcript is spliced from 3 exons. The record is from RefSeq and is a predicted model, not a curated record.
AUGGUGGCCCAAAGGAUUUUUAGAACACAUCUGCUGUUCUGCUUUCUGGCUGCAUUCUCCACCUCUGCCUUAACCGAGGAACAUGUAGGAGAGAGUCAACAUGCAAAUAUUCGCCUUGAUAAGAACUUGGUACAAGAUAAAGACCACAUCAUGGAACACUUGGAAGGAGUUAUUGAGAAACCGGAAUCUGAGAUGUCUCCUCAAGAGUUGCAGCUUCAUUACUUCAAAAUGCACGAUUAUGAUGGCAAUAACUUGCUAGAUGGGUUGGAGCUUGCUACUGCUAUUUCACACGUCCACAAAGAGGAAGGUGGUGAGCAUCCCCAGGCAAUGAAAGAAGAAGAGCUCAUUAGUCUAAUAGAUGAUGUCUUAAGAGAUGAUGAUAAGAACAAUGACGGAUACAUUGACUAUGCAGAAUUUGCAAAAUCACUGGAAUAAGGUUUGGCAGGGGGUUUGUUUCUCCUUCUAACUACAUGGAAAUGUGAACCAACAUAAUGUGAUACAUUACUGUCUCAUACCCACCUCUUGUGCUGUAAGAAGGAGAGGUGUAC